AUGACGUCAGUGCUAAGGAGAGGCAGCAAAACUUUUUCAAAAGUCAUGGCGCAUGAUCGAGAAAACAUUAUAAAUAGCAUAUUAUGGAUUUUGCACAUGAUCAAUGCAUUGCCAAUUGAAUGGUGCUAUGUAAUACACUCAUAUGUCAUAGAGCCUCUUGAGAUGAAAAAUCUGUUUCCAAAUAUUAUAGAUACAUUAAAAAUAAUCCAGGAAUAUGAGAAACGUUGCUUCAUUAUGCAUCGACGAUUGCGCACGGAUCCGCGAUGCCAUUUUAAAUUGCGCAAUUAUGUGCAAUCUUUCAAGCUUGAUCGACAGGCUUUUAUUCGUCACAUGAUGUUGUAUUGCUUUAAAAUGGAGAACGAGAUAUAUGGGGUCUCUUUGUCAUUGAACUUCUUUCACCAUUUAGGUUGGGCCAACGAGAGAAUAGCUUAUGAGAACAUAAUGCAUAUCAACGCCGAGGCGUUGCAGAUUGCCUUGAUAUAUAUAGAAUCGUUUUCAAAAAAUACAUUUAUUAUGUUAUUACACUCCAUCGUAGACUUCUCCAAAAGAAUUGAAAGUUUUAUACCCGAUAACCAGGAAGAAGUUCGCCGCAUCCUGCUGAAAAAUGUAGUCGAUGAGACGCGCUAUAAACUUAUAUAUGACUUCUUGCUCAAGCAUAUUUGUGAUGAAGAUCUAUCUUAUCUGACAGACAAAUAUUAUGAAACCUCCGAAUGGAUUUAUGCACUCAUCCAUGGACGCGUGCCUUGUACAGUAUCUCUAAUAGACUGCACUUGUGAUAAAUGUCCGUAUUGCAAACGUCAAAGUUUCAUUAGGAAUAAAAUUGCAGCGAUGUAUAAGGCAUAUUUGUUCAUAUGUGAAUGCAUCAAGAUACCCACAGAGUUUCAUCAUCAUUAUUAUUAUGAGCAAUUACUGCACAAUUUGUGUCCGGAAUAA
Molecule: messenger RNA, 933 nt
Organism: Mycetomoellerius zeteki
Lineage: Eukaryota; Metazoa; Arthropoda; Insecta; Hymenoptera; Formicidae
Source: RefSeq, a predicted model, not a curated record